AUGUCCGCAUUUCUCAGAGGCUGUGACUGGGCGCUCCAGACGGAGCCCGACUGUGAGCCGGCGCCGACCGGGCCGGGCUCCGGGCGGCAGACGACCAGCCCGAGCAGCCGGCUGGGCCGGCGGACCGCCGCCGCCGCCAGGCACGGAGGCGGCACGCUGCCAGCGCCGCCCGAGGAGAACGAGAGCAGCGGCAACACUGGCGGGCCUUGGAGCAUCGGUGGCCACGCCCGGCUCCAGAAUACGGGAACCGACUACGAGAGCGCCCUAGAGGGCGGCGCCGGCGCGCCCGGUUCCCGGCGGGUGGAGUACCGCGCCGGUAGGGCCGGGCCCGCCGCCGCCGGCCGCGCCCGUUCUCCCACGCCGCCGUCCCGGUUCGAGUCGCCGGCGGCGGCCCGGUCCCAGCCGGCUGACCGGGGUCGCUCCAGACGGAGCCCGACUGUGAGCCGGGGCCGGCUCCGUGCGGCAGACGACCAGCCCGAGCAGUCGGCUGGGCCGGCGGACCACCGCCGCCGGCCAGGAUUCCCUCGCCAACGCCUCCGCGGCUUCCAUCGACGACCUCUAGCCAGCUGUGCCAGCAGGCCCAGCGGCAGCAGCAGCAGCUGCAGCAGCGGGGCGCGGCGGAGAGCCAGCUCAUCGAAGCGACCGAAGGAUGGUGUCGCGGCUCUGGAUGGUGUCGGCGGCGCUAGACUCGGCCGUGGCUCCGCUGGCUCACUGUCCGGCGCCGCGGGCCGCUGGGCCAGCCGGAGCUCAGCGGUUCACCUCAGCAGGCCGGCAGGACACGUCUGUCAGUCAGUCACCAGACGUCUGGCCAGAAGCGGCCGACUCCGGCGGUGCCCUGGCGUGUCACCGAGCCGCGGCCGGACGGCCGCCGCCCCCUCGCCGCCAGUGCCGUCCAAGUUUGUCUGCGAUGAGAUACGGGAACCGACUACGAGAGCGCCCUAGAGGGCGGCACCGGCGCGCCGGCAGCCCGGCGGGUGGAGUACCGCGCUGGCAGCGCCGGGCCCGCCGCCGCCGCCAGCCGCCGGCCGCGACCGCUCUCCCACGCCGCCGUCCCGGUUCGAGUCGCCGGCGGCGCCCGGUCCCAGCCGGCUGACGGGGCGCGCUCCAGACGGAGUCCGACUGUGAGCCGGGGCGGGCCGGGGCGGGCUCCGUGCGGCAGCCGACCAGCACGAGCAGCCAGCUGAGCCGGCGGACCACAGCCGUCGCCAGGCACGGGGUGAGCCACCGAUCCAGGGAACGAGUCUGUCGGUGGCGGUGGAAUAUGAAGAGGAUCCGGACGGACGAAGGAUGGCCAUGGAGGACUGGAGAGCCGCGGUGACGGCGCGCGGCGCUGGUUCACCGUGGGGGGGGGGCUCGAGGGCGCCGAUCGGGGGCACGUAUUCCCGAGGACCUGCAGUGUGGCCACAGCUGGUACGACGGUCCGUGUCUUGUCCACUGCCACGGUGGGAUGCUCGCAUUUCCUAUUGUGCCGAACAGGCACCACUGCAGGAUCAAAGUGAUGAACUCAACACAGGCCCUAGUACCGUAGGUAUAGCCGACUGUUCGUACCGCCUGAUUAGAGUUAGCCUGCCGGCAUCGAUCGCAGAAUAUUGCGCAUUGCAUACCUAACUACAUCGCUCAAAAGCCCAUUGGAGGCGGCCGCUGGCCGCUGCCAGACCCGGGCUCGUGUCUUGCGGCACAGCGGGAGUUCAGGCGCUGUACUACUAGAGCCAUCUAGGGAGAGGAGCGGCGCUACUCUGGCCGCUUCGAGUUCGUUGUGGCGCAGCCGGCAGCUGGGUGCCGGAGUUGAUACAUAACCGUUUGAAGCAGGUUGAUCAAGACUGCAUGCAUUUUCUUUGUUAGGUCCGAUGCCUGGCUUUUGCAUUGCUUCACAUACAGAGUGAAACAGUAAAGACUUAAAGCCCUAUCCGCUUACGUGCUCAUCGUGUUUACGCUCAUGGGCGGAGAAUUGUCAUAAUCCCAUGGGGUGCUUUUCCAGCACCUGUCGAAUGGAAGCGUCGAAUUCUUGCAUAGAAAAGCACAUAACAGGGACGCUUUCCCAACAGUAUCACUCUCCUCGCGACUUACGCAAAGCAGUUCGGUCUCAGACGUAAUUUAAGCAACCACUGGAGUACUAUUAUAUGGUGACCUUUGAAUUUCAGGGGUUGCUCGAGCACCCCCAAAAUUCCUAAUAUUCCACCCCUGUUUACGCUCCGUAUGUGAAGCGGUCUUUAGGCAAACAAUGCCGGCAGGCGGCUAUUUUUCUGUUGGUAAAACUGGCCUCUGAUCUAUAUAUAAAACGACAAUAUAUUAAAAUAUUUUU
Amphibalanus amphitrite is the source of this 2302-nucleotide messenger RNA. RefSeq names its product zinc finger CCCH domain-containing protein 18-like. The transcript is spliced from 5 exons. The coding region runs from base 1 to 942 and encodes 313 amino acids. NCBI's taxonomy places the organism in Eukaryota, Metazoa, Arthropoda, Thecostraca, Balanomorpha, Balanidae. The record is from RefSeq and is a predicted model, not a curated record.